AUGAAGCUCAAACUCGAGCUGGUGCCGGCCGCCGGUGACAAGCUCGUGCUCAAGCUCUCUCCUCCGCCGCCGCCGCUUGCUGACAAGCAGGCUUGUGCUUUCGCGCACGUUUGUGGCGUCAAGGUCGACGUCAAGGCCGCGCCCAAGCCCGCAGUGGACACGGCCAAGCCCGACGGCGAUGUGGACGAGAUCUACUUGUCGUCGCCGCCGUCGCACCUCGGAGCCGAGGCGUGCGGCAUCAAGUCCGCCGCCGCCGAGGAGCUCGCCGCCAAGUCCGCCGCCGCCGAGGAGGACGCCGAGUCGGCCACCGAGGAGGCGACCGCCGAGGAGGCGGCCACCAAGAAGGCGACCACCGAGGAGGCAGCCGCCAAGUCCGCCACCGAGGGGGAGUCCGAGGAGGCAGCCACCGAGGAGUCCGCCGCCGAGGAGUCCGCCACUGAGGAGGCCGUCGUCGCCGAGGAGUCCGCCACCAAGUCUGCCGCCGCCGAGAAGUCCGCCACCAAGUCCGCCGCCGCCGAGGAGUCCGCCGCCAAGUCCGCCGCCGCCGAGAAGUCCGCCGCCAAGUCCGCCGCCGCCGAGGAGGCCGCCGCCAAGUCUGCCGCCGCCGAGGAGUCCGCCACCAAGUCCGCCGCCGCCGAGGAGUCCGCCACCAAGUCUGCCGCCGCCGAGAAGUCCGCCACCAAGUCCGCCGCCGCCGAGGAGUCCGCCGCCAAGUCCGCCGCCGCCGAGAAGUCCGCCGCCAAGUCCGCCGCCGCCGAGGAGGCCGCCGCCAAGUCCGCCGCCGCCGAGGAGUCCGCCACCAAGUCCGCCGCCGCCGAGGAGUCCGCUACCAAGUCCGCCGCCACCGAGGAGUGCGCCACCAAGUCCGCCGCCGAGAAGUCCGCCACCAAGUCCGCCGCCGCCGAGGAGUCCGCCACCAAGUCCGCCGCCGCCGAGGAGUCCGCCGCCAAGUCCGCCGCCGCCGAGGAGUCCGCCACCAAGUCCGCCGCCGCCGAGGAGGCCGCCACCAAGUCCGCCGCCGCCGAGGAGUCCGCCGCCAAGUCCGCCGCCGCCGAGGAGUCCGCCGCCAAGUCCGCCGCCGAGGAGGCCGCCACCAAGUCCGCCGCCGCCGAGGAGGCCGCCACCAAGUCCGCCGCCGAGGAGUCUGCCACCAAGUCCGCCGCCGCCGAGGUGUCCGCCGCCGCGGAGGCAGUCGCCGAGGAGGCGCCCGUCGCCGAGCGGGCCGUCGCCGAGGAGGCUGCAAAGGAG
This is a messenger RNA of Emiliania huxleyi CCMP1516, 1248 nucleotides long. RefSeq lists its product as hypothetical. NCBI's taxonomy places the organism in Eukaryota, Haptophyta, Isochrysidales, Noelaerhabdaceae. The annotation marks the transcript as partial. The transcript has 3 exons. The record is from RefSeq and is a predicted model, not a curated record.